AUGACCCAACGACCUCAACAGCAUUCGUUCAAUCCGUACACUGAGAAUGGCGGCACCAUUCUCGCCAUUGCUGGUGCAGACUUCAGCGUCAUUGCUGGGGAUACCAGGCAGAGUGAGGGCUACAGCAUACAGACGCGGUAUGCACCGAAAGUUUUCAGAUUAACAGAUAAGGCUGUCUUGGCUGUUAAUGGCUUCGCAGCGGAUGGAAAUAUGUUUGUAAAAAAAGUCCGACAGCGUCUGGAAUGGUAUCGACACGCCCAUUCGAAAGAUAUGCCCAUCCGUGCCAUUGCGCGUCUGAUCCAGACAAUGCUCUACGCACGUCGAUUUUUCCCUUACUACGUGUACAAUAUCCUCGGCGGAAUCGAAGAGGAUGGUACCGGUGCUGUCUACUCUUUUGAUCCCGUUGGGUCAUAUGAGCGUGAAGCAUGCCGUGCAGCUGGUGCUGCCCAGUCACUCAUGCAACCUUUCCUGGACAAUCAGAUUUACUUCAAAAACCAAACGCCUGCUCCAGGAACCUCAUUCCCACAACAUCUACCGUUGAACACUGUGUUGUCGCUUGUGAUCGACUCCUUCACAGGUGCCACAGAACGGCACAUUGAGGUUGGCGAUAGCCUCGAGAUGUAUGUCGUCCUGGCAAGGGAAAGCCCGUCCAUCCAAGCCCUACAAAACAUAGUUGGGAUUCAAGAGAGGACCUCAACAGCGGAUGGCGAGCGUAUAUUUGUGAUACGAAGAGAUCUCAAGAAAGAUUGA
Molecule: messenger RNA, 750 nt
Organism: Laccaria bicolor S238N-H82
Lineage: Eukaryota; Fungi; Basidiomycota; Agaricomycetes; Agaricales; Hydnangiaceae
Product: 20S proteasome subunit
Exons: 6
Coding region: 1-750 (249 amino acids)
Cellular component (GO): proteasome core complex
Source: RefSeq, a predicted model, not a curated record